AUGAGUGGUGAGGGGGCUGUUCUUGUGCGGUUUGUCCUCAGCGGUGCAUGCUACCCCGCGUACUCGGGACGCCAGCUGCAGCUGGAGGUGCCACUAAUUCAGGAGAAUGGCUCCUCGACGACGACGACAGACCUAAAGCGUCAGAUACGGAGGGAAUGGCCGAGUGACUUGUCGGAGAUGCAGGAAAUCAUCAAAACCGUAGAAAUGAAGAUUCUGCGAACGGGAAAACUCCUCGCGGACGGCACCCCGCUGCGGAGUGUUCUCAGUUCUACCGAAGCGCAGGAAUGUAGUGUAAAUGUAGGAGCGGGCGCCAAAAACGGUGAUGAGCCAAGGUCCGUGUUGAUGCAUUUGGUGUUUCAAAGGAACAACACCACAACGAGACGCGAGAAGGGGGGUGACAAGGCAGCGCCGGGCAAAAGAAAAGAAACUGGCGGCAGCGACAGCAAUUGCUGCUCAACCAUGUGA
Molecule: messenger RNA, 465 nt
Organism: Trypanosoma cruzi
Lineage: Eukaryota; Euglenozoa; Kinetoplastea; Trypanosomatida; Trypanosomatidae
Exons: 1
Coding region: 1-465 (154 amino acids)
Source: RefSeq, a predicted model, not a curated record